CGCCCCCUGUCGAGCUUUCUCCACCAGCGCAGGAUUGGCCGAGCAACUCCGCCAUCUUUUACCAGGCUGACUAUAAACUACUCCAGCGGACUUUUCUUGUCGUCAAACCUAAACUUGGGGUCAGGUGCUCGGAGACGAAGAGGAAACAAAAAAAAAGAAGGCGAUAAACGUUUCGCUUUCUGCCGACAUUUGGCGAAUCUCCAUACGAACCUUGCAGUUUUAUGGUCCAAUGUGUUUGAGCGGUCUGGCAGCCCGAACGCAGUUUAGUUGUGUGGGUCCUGGUUGACGUCGCCUGCUCGCUUUUAGGCUCACCAAACAGCCGACGGAGGUGAACAAAAAACAGGAUGAAACGAAGUCUGCAAGGGACGCAGCCGGAGGACGUCGGCAGCGGCGGCUCGCUCAAGCACUCCUGCAAACAGAAGAGGGAGGCGGAGCUCGAGGAGGCGGAGCUCGAGGAGCCGGCGGUGCGUUGGGAGUGUCUGCCCCAGGAGAUCCUCCUGCACAUCUUCCAGUUCCUGCCGCUGCUGGAUCGGGCCUACGCUUCUCAGGUGUGUCGGGGCUGGAACCACGCCUUCCACAUGCCCGAGCUGUGGCGCUGCUUUGAGUUUGAGCUGAACCAGCCAGCCAGCUCCUACCUGAAGGCCACCCACCCCGACCUCAUCAAACAGAUCAUCAAAAGGCAUGCCGACCACCUGCAGUACGUCAGCUUCAAGGUGGACAGCAGCAGAGAGUCUGCAGAAGCGGCGUGUGACAUCCUCUCUCAGCUCGUCAACUGCUCUCUCAAAACCUUGGGCCUCAUCUCCACAGCUCGGCCCAGCUUCAUGGAGCUGCCAAAGUCUCACUUCAUCUCAGCGCUGACGGUGGUUUUCGUGAACUCUAAAUCGUUGUCCUCCCUGAAGAUUGACGACACGCCUGUAGACGAUCCCUCCCUCAAAGUCCUGGUGGCCAAUAACAGUGACACGCUAAAACUGCUGAAAAUGAGCAGUUGUCCUCACGUGUCACCCGCAGGCAUCCUGUGUGUGGCGGAUCAGUGUCACGGCCUGAGAGAACUGGCUCUCAACUAUCACUUGCUGAGUGACGAGCUCCUCAUCGCCCUCUCCUCCGAGAAGCACGUCCACCUGGAGCAUCUGCGCAUCGACGUGGUGAGCGAGAACCCGGGCCAGCAGUUCCACAGCAUCAAGAAGAGCAGCUGGGACGCCAUGGUGCGCCACUCCCCCAAGUUCAACCUGGUCAUGUACUUCUUCCUCUACGAGGACGAGUUCAACCCCUUUUUCCGCGACGAAAUCCCCGUCACGCACCUGUACUUCGGCCGCUCCGUCAGCAAAGACGUCCUGGGCCGCGUGGGCCUCACCUGCCCUCGCCUGGUGGAGCUGGUGGUCUGCGCCAAUGGGCUGCGGCCGCUGGACGAAGAGCUGAUCCGCAUAGCCCAGCGUUGCACGCAGCUGUCGGCCAUCGGCCUGGGCGAGUGCGAGGUGUCCUGCAGCGCCUUCGUGGAGUUUGUCAAGAUGUGCGGGGACAGACUGACGCAGCUGUCCAUCAUGGAAGAGGUGCUGGUUCCAGACCACCGCUACGGGCUGGACGACAUCCACUGGGAGGUGUCCAAGCACUUGGGCCGCGUCUGGUUCCCGGACAUGAUGCCCACCUGGUGAAGCUGUAAGUGGCAUGCAGACUUGUCUCCCCUAUUGACGAACAAAAAAAAUCAUCCAAAUCAAAUAAUCCUUUAGACCAUAUGGAAAAAUAAAAUGCCAUCUGUUUGAAAUUAGACCAAAUUAGAAAAAUACUCAAUUGUUUUCAAGUCUGCCACGCUGUUCUUGCUAUAUGUUUUUAUAUUUAUAUGUAUAUUUAUGGAUCUUUGUUUUCCUGUUUUGGCAAAAUGCACUUUUUUUUCUCCGAGCAAUUAACAGAUUUGUUAAUACAAACAGUACAAUAAAAAGUAGUUGGGAAUGAAGUCGGAGCACAGGGGUGUCCAAAGGGCGGCCAUUUGCGAUUUUUUUAACUGGCCCGCGGUGCAUUCUAAAAAUAUUAUUGCAGAAAAAUCAUAAACAAGUGGGAUAUAAAUGCUAAUUUGAUAGGGAAAAAGUUGCAAUGUUGACUGAAUUUUUUUUUAAAGCUGUUAUUGCUGGAAAGGAAAUACAUAAAAAAAUACUUAUUAAAUGAUAAAUUUGAAGUUUACAUAUUUUUUAACACUGUUUAUGAGUGGAGCCCUUUUAGAUCCACAGUAAUUUUAGUGUUUUUUUUUCCCCCAUUGCUCCAAAAAAUAAUUAUGAAUUCAAAUCAACGGUGUUGGGAAUUAUUGUAAGACUCCCAAUAUUUCACAUCAAAUUUGAAAUUUUUUGGGGGGGGAAAUGUUGCAUAUUUUGUGUUUUUGCCAUAAAAAACAGGCUUUUCUUUGAUAAAAAGGGCACAAAACAAAAAAAGAGUAUUUUACUUUUUAUCAAGAGACCUGAAGUUGAUUAGAGAUUUAAGCGUACAAAACUAAUAUUAAUUGUAUAAAAACAUUAAUGGGUAGAUGGCUAGAAACAUUUUUAUGAGUAAGACCCUUGACUUAUAUAUACGUGUGUGUGUGUGUGUGUGUGUGUGUGUAUAUAUAUAUAUAUAUAUAUAUAUAUAUAUAUAUAAUAUAAUGUAUGUAUGCAUGCUUUUGAAAAUGGAAAAUAUCAAAAUAGCCCCUGCAUGCUUUAAUUUUUUUAGUGUGCUGCCCUUGUUGAAAAAUGUUUGGACACCUCUGUUGUAGCACGGACAUGAUGUAUUUAUUGUGUAAUACACCAUAACCUUCUGAUACGGACAAUCAAAACAGAUUACAAUUUCACCCGCUAAACCUACAUUAAGCCACUCUUAAUGUGGACUAAUCUGAAUGUACAGAGUGAGAGAUUGCUCAUAAUCACUUGUAACGGCUAUUGGCCCAGCAUAGAGAGCUCUGCAAUGCAUAACUUUUAUAAGCUGCUAUGUUUGGUGACAUGGUUGUAGUUUCUGUUGUGGACCAGGGCCAGGAUGGCUGGCUGAAUAGUGAGUUGGUGAGUCCACAUACAGCAUAAUAUGGACUAUAAUGGACAUUGGGCAUGCACAAUAUUGUUUUUUUAAGCUGAUACAGUUACACGGGUGGAUUUUUGCCUCAUUCCUGUGAGAAUCCUGCAUGUGACUGAAGCAUUAAGGGGUGAGGCUAGAUUUCUUUAUGCAGGACUUGCUGCAGUGUGCUCAAACAACCACCAGGUAGCAUUUGUGAGCAGAUAAUACGACAUCAUCUCUUCCUCUCUCUGGAUUUACCAGGUUUCCACUUUGAGGAAACACAUUCUUCACCCACACUUUAAGUGAGGGAUGAGGCAAAAAAAUGGUACUGUACUUUGUGCAUGUUUUCUUUCAAAACACCGUCAUGGCAACGCUAGUUUUUCAUGUGUCUGAUAAGGAAAUAUUUGAAGGAGAUUGUUGAAAUUAGCACGAAAAUUAAGUCCUACGCGAUCGACGCCAUGUUUAUUGACGGUGAGCUGGGGAUGUUCGUGACAUCCCGUGAAAAGGAGCGCUUGAUUUACUCAUCUUAAUGUGCAGUCCGACUAGUCUCACCUCAUUGGGCGUUUUUGAAAACAACAUAUCGGCUAUCUGCGAUAUUUUUCAAUUCCAUUAUCCAUUCGAUAUUUAUCAUAGACCCCUAAUGAAAACGGCUAAAAUGCAGUGAUAAUUGUUCCGCUUGUUUUGUUAACCAGGAAUGUAACUAUUACCAAUUAAAUGAAAAACCACGGUAACAUUCUUAACGGUUCAUAGCGCCGGUAAAAACAGCGAUUCACAAUUUCGUUUUUAUUCUGAUUAUAAAUCAUUUCAUCAUUUGCAGAAAUCGAUUUUUUUUUUAAGAAUCAAUUGUUAAAAAAAUGUUUUUUUAGGCGAACUCCAUUACUGCACGUAUGUUAGCAACCAAAAGGUUUUGUAACCUGUUUGGAAAGGUUUUGAUUCUAAGUACUAUACCAAAUAAUAUAUCGCAAGAAUCCGUUUGAAUCAAAAACCAAUUCCAAAUUGAAUUGUCACCUUAAAUCCGAAUUGAAUCCCACCUCGAACAGUUAGAUUUGCCGUUUGAAAUCAGACUUAUCGUAAAAUUGUGAUUGAUCACAAGAAGAUCUGGCUGUGUGGAUAUGGCCUAGAAACGUUUUUAAAAUGUGUUUGAUUAUCUUCUUUUUUUUUGUGGAAAAUUUUAAUCAAAUAUUUAAUUCUAUUGAGAAUCAGGAGAAAUAAGAAUUGUUUGUGCACCUCUAAUUGAUCACAAUUUGAAAAGCUCACUGUGAUACUGCCCAUUUCCUAGGGAAACAGCUAGUGCGCUAAUCGCUAGCUAGCUUAAAUGCUAGCAUGCCCACAAGGCAUGAUUAAGUUUUAACAAUGCAACUUGGUUAAAACCUUUAAAAACAGGUUAGAAAAGAUCUUUCUGGUUGCGUAGGGAUGUCUUAAAAAUGUUCUUUAAAAUUGUUCUUAAUAAAAAAAAAAGUUUUUGAUUAUUAUCUUUAUUUUUUUUUUUUUUGUUGAAAAUAUUGAGAAUCAGAAUGAAUAAUAAUCACACUCCGGAUAUGAAUCAAUGUUUUGUGCACCUCUAAUUUAUCACAAUUUGGAAAACUCACGGUGAUACUGCUCAUUUCCUAGGGAAGCAGGUCGUGCACUAAUUGCUAGCUAGCUUAAAUGCUAACAUCCGCACAAAGCAUGAUUAAGAUUUAACAAUGCAACUUGGUUAAAACCUUUCAAAACAGUUUAGAAAAGCUCCUUCUGGUUGCGUAGAGAUGGCCUAAAAACGUUUUGUUAUAUUGUUUCUAAUAAUAAAACAUUUUUAUUUUUUUUUAUUAUUAUCUUUAUUUUUAUUUUUUUAUUUGAAUCUAUUGAGAAUCGGAAUGAAUUAGAAUUGCAUUCCGGAAAUGAAUCAAUGUUUUGUGCACCUCUAAUUUAUCACAAUUUGAAAAACUCACGGUGAUACUGCGCAUUUCCUAGUGAAGCAGGUUGUGCACUAAUCGCUAACUAGCUUAAAUGCUAACAUGCGCACAAGGCAUAAUUAAGCUUUAACAAUGCAACUUGGUUAAAACCUUUCAAAACAGGUUAGAAAAGCUCCUUCUAGUUGCGUGGACAUGGCCUAUAAACUUUUUUAAAAAUAGUUUCUAAUAAAAAAAUGUUUUUGAUUAUUAUCUUUAUUUUAUUUUUUAUUCACAUUUUUUUAUUUGAAUCUUUUCUGGAAAUUAAUCAAAGUUUUGUGCACCUAAUCACAAUUUGGAAAACUCACAGUGAUACCCCUCAUUUCCUAGGGAAGCGGCUAGUACGCUAAUCACUAGCUAUUUUAAAUGCUAACACGAGACAUGAUUACAUUUUAGCAAUGCAACUUGGUUAAACCUUUCAAAAUGGGUUACAAAAGCUCUUUCUGGUUGCAUGGAGAUGGCCUAAAAACGUUUUAAAAAAUUGUUUCUCAUAAAAGUAUAUUUUAAUCUAUUGAGAAUCGGAAUGAAUAAGAAUCCCAUUUUGGAUGUGAAUCAAUUUUUUGUGCACCUUUAAUUGAUCACAACAUGAAAAACUCACAGUGAUACUGCUCAUUUCCGAGGGAAGCAUGCAAUGUGCUAAUCGCUAGCUAGCUUAAAUGCUAACACAAACCCAAGGCAUGAUAACGUUUUAACAGUACGAUUUGGCUAUAAGAUUUUAGUGUGUGUAUAUAAUAGGGGUGUGAAUCUUUGGACACGUAACGAUUUGAUCUGAUUCCUGGGGUGACGAUACAAUUCAGAAUCGAUUCUUGAUUCUUGUACUUUAUUAUUUUUUAAUACAAUAAUUAUGACACUUUUUCAUAAAAACGGUUUCUGGUUUCAUGGAGAUGGCCUAAAAACUUACUUUUGAAACGGAUUCUUACAAAAACAAAACAAUUUAAUGUUUUUUUUAAUCAAUUUUUGAAAAGUAUUAAUGGAUUUAGAAUUGUGCUGAAUAAGAUUUGCCCUUUGGAGUUGAAUCCAUUCUUUGUGCAUCCCUACCAAAACUGUACCAGUACUUUUUGAGCACAUUCAACAAUAUACCCCGAUCAUUUUGGUCCCACUCACCGUAACAUGACAUUUUUGUUACAUUCUGAGUUUUACUUUAUGCACUCGUUCUCCAAGGAAUAUUACUAGUGCACUUUUACUUCCACGAAGGGUCCUUUUCAGCCAUUUUUUCCACGCAUGAACUCUCGAGUGUAUUCAUCCAUAAUAAAUCAUAUGAAAUUAAUCGUUUGAUACCAAUGUUUGAUAGCGGUUGUUCCACACAGUGUAGAUAUACUAUAUCUCAAUGUCUACCAAUGAUGCUAUUUUACGAGAUAUAUCUUCAAUCAUAUUGGCUCGAUUAGGUCUAAAAAUGGACUUUACAAGUUUGUGGACUCACUGAAGGACCUCAAUCAAAAAUGACUUUUGUUUAUAUGGUUAUGUUGAAGGCUAUUGGCAAUAUUUAACAUACUAAUAUUAUUCAGAUUGUACAUGGGGACAGGGGCCCGUCAUGUCUUUUAAACGCUUUUAAAAGUUCAGGCAAGCCUGUUUCUUUUCCUGAAAGCGUAUCUAUAUAUCUAUAUAUAUAUAUACCAUGUUUUGGUGAACAUGAACAUUUUUUUGUCAUUACGCUUUGUUUAGAUUUUGGCCUAAACAUUUUAUUAGAAGGAAACGUUUUGUACUCUUGUUAAAGAUGGGUAUACUCCCGAAAUAUACCAACGAAAAGUUAAUUAGGCUUUUUGGUAUUUCCUAUGUUGUGCAAGUAAACGUGAUGGGAAAUGUUUGCCACGAUGUUGGCUACAAGUUGCCCUGAAGAAAACUAAACUAGAUCAUAAAGAGUUAUGUAUUAUGAGCUAUAAUGAGACAGUUGGAGCUUCGUUCAGCUCGCCUUUGACAACUUUUAGUCGCCAAACAAGCUGUCCUGAUUUUUAGCAAACUGUCCUAACUUGCUCUAUGAUGUCAAAUAAAAAGCGUUCUUUAACAA
Messenger RNA from Nerophis ophidion (straightnose pipefish), 6939 nucleotides. RefSeq names its product F-box/LRR-repeat protein 3-like. Gene Ontology annotation, cellular component: nucleus; cytosol; SCF ubiquitin ligase complex. The coding region runs from base 345 to 1649 and encodes 434 amino acids. Gene Ontology annotation, molecular function: protein binding. The transcript has 6 exons. Gene Ontology annotation, biological process: regulation of cell cycle; entrainment of circadian clock by photoperiod; G2/M transition of mitotic cell cycle. The record is from RefSeq and is a predicted model, not a curated record. NCBI's taxonomy places the organism in Eukaryota, Metazoa, Chordata, Actinopteri, Syngnathiformes, Syngnathidae.